This is a messenger RNA of Raphanus sativus (radish), 1150 nucleotides long. RefSeq names its product GDT1-like protein 4. The transcript has 13 exons. Bases 240 to 938 code for a protein of 232 amino acids. Gene Ontology annotation, biological process: Golgi calcium ion transport; Golgi calcium ion homeostasis; manganese ion transmembrane transport. NCBI's taxonomy places the organism in Eukaryota, Viridiplantae, Streptophyta, Magnoliopsida, Brassicales, Brassicaceae. Gene Ontology annotation, molecular function: calcium ion transmembrane transporter activity; manganese ion transmembrane transporter activity. The record is from RefSeq and is a predicted model, not a curated record. Gene Ontology annotation, cellular component: Golgi apparatus.
ACAUCGGACGAUGUUCUAAAAAAUAAAAAUAAAAAGCAUUCAUCUUUUGUGCACACUUCAACAAACUUUUGUUCCGGCCACGCUCGCUCUAUAUUCUACGUGCGAGUGUCGUCUUCUCUACUCUCUUCCUCUCUCUCUCUCUCGCAUUAGAUCACUCCGUUGACUCUGCUUCCACUCGGAGAAGAUCUGUGGUUUCGGAGAUUUGUAGCUGAUUCGCUGUUGAAGCUAACUCGGCAGCCAUGAGCUCGGUUUUGCAGGGUUUUACGAAGUCACUCGCCAUGACUUUUGUGUCGGAGAUUGGGGACAAGACCUUCUUCGCCGCCGCUAUUCUGGCGAUGCGUUAUCCAAGGAGACUUGUGUUGGCUGGUUGUGUAUCUGCUCUGAUUGUCACGACUAUCCUCUCUGCUGCCAUUGGAUGGGCUGCUCCUAAUCUGAUCUCUCGCAAAUGGACCCAUCACAUAACGACCUUGUUGUUCUUUGGUUUCGGGCUAUGGUCUUUGUGGGACGGUUUCACAGAAGAAGGAGGGGAUUCUGACGAAUUGGCCGAAGUGGAAGCAGAACUGGAUUCUGAUUUGAAGGCUAAUAAUGGCAAGACUACAAAAGAUAACAGUAAGAUUGAAGAUGAAAACAAGAAGAAACAGAAAAGGCCAUUCCUCACACAAUUCUUCUCUCCUAUUUUUCUCAAGGCCUUUUCGAUUAACUUCUUUGGUGAAUUUGGUGACAAGAGUCAGCUUGCUACAAUUGGUUUAGCCGCUGAUGAAAACCCGUUUGGGGUUGUCCUUGGUGGAGUUGUGGCACAGCUUGUGUGUACCACUGCUGCUGUGAUUGGAGGAAAGAGCUUAGCUUCUCAGAUAUCCGAACGAAUAGUUGCUCUUUCUGGUGGAAUGCUAUUCAUUAUAUUUGGCAUCCAAUCGUUUCUUACUUCUGUUGAGGCCUAAUGCUUCUUUCUGGGUUGUAGGGAGAGCUGAAGAUGACGAUGAAGAACUUUGCUAUCUAUACUUUCUUUAGAUUUGUAAUCUUUGAUACUAGAUGUUUUACGCAAGUCAUUACAAAACAAAUCGGAAAGUUUAUUUAACCUUGAAAAAAAACAUUAAAAGGGGCGCUGAAGCAGCCAUUUGACUUCAAUAAAGUUCUGGUAAUCUUUGGUUAA